GCCCGGGGUGGACUUCGACGAGGUGUUCGCUCCGGUGGCAAGGCUGGAAUCAGUCCGCAUGCUGCUCGCUUUAGCUACACAGGCCAGGUGGUCUGUCCAUCACAUGGACGUGAAGUCCGCUUUUCUCAAUGGGGAGCUCACUGAGGAGGUGUAUGUCGUGCAACCGCCUGGCUUCGUGGUCGAGGGACAUGAACAUCAAGUGCUGAAGCUGGACAAGGCACUCUAUGGACUUCUCCAAGCACCCCGAGCGUGGAAUGCCAAGCUGGACGCAAGCAAAUGUCACUUGGUUUUAGGCGCUGUGACUUUGAGCACGCCGUGUAUGCUCGAGGUGAGGGAACACACCGCUUGCUUGUUGGUGUUUAUGUGGAUGAUCUUAUCAUUACAGGAAGUGAUGCUGUGGAGAUUGAUCGAUUCAAGGCGGAGAUGAAGUCCCUUUUCAGGAUGAGCGAUCUUGGUCUCCUCUGCUUCUACCUGGGGAUUGAGGUCGAACAGGUGGCGGGCAGCACACGGAUGACUCAGUCGGCCUUCGCGCGUCGUAUUUUGGAGAAGGCAGGGAUGCAGGACUGCAAUGCCUGUGCGACGCCAAUGGAGCAGCGGCUCAAGCUCAGCAAUCACAGUGAUGCACCACCAGUGGAUUCUACUGGCUAUCGCAGCAUCGUCGGAAGUUUGCGGUACUUGGUUCACACAAGAUCGGACAUCGCGUUCGCGGUGGGUUAUGUCAGUCGCUUCAUGGAGGCACCCACUGCCGAGCAUGAGGCAGCGGUGAAGCGGAUACUGAGAUACAUUGCUGGCACAAUUGAUUACGGGAUCAUCUACCAGAGAUCGGAGACGCCGGCUACUCUAGUUGGGUUUUUUGAUGCAGAUAUGGCCGGUGACGUGGAUACGCGCAAAAGCACGAGCGGUGUCAUGUUCUUCCUUGGAUCCAAUCCGGUGAGUUGGCAAUCCCAGAAGCAAAAGGUUGUCGCUCUUUCAUCUUGCGAGGCAGAGUAUAUUGCGGCGAGGACAGCAGCAUGUCAGGGCGUCUGGAUGGCGCAGUUGCUGGGAGAAAUUAACCAAGCUCAGCCAGAUGUUUUCAAGUUGAUGGUUGACAACAAGUCGGCGAUUGCAUUGAGCAAAAAUCCGGUGUUUCAUGACUGCAGCAAACACAUAGCUACUCGGUAUCAUUAUAUCCGGGAGUGUGUGGAAGAAGGGCGAGUUCAGUUGGAAUUCACUGGGACUGCAGAUCAAGUCGCUGAUAUACUGACGAAGUCCCUUGGUCGAGUGCGGUUUGAGGAGCUACGCUCGCGGAUCGGGGUUUCGGAAGUAAGUCGCGGGCACAAGGUUUAGGGGGAGAUUUGUUGCAUAUUACGUUAACCUUGUGCCUGCAAAAGCUGUUUUAUUUAGUUAGGAUAGUUUCCUUUCAUGCACGUUAUGUGUUUGUUUUUUAUUCCCUGUUUUUCUGGGCUCGCUCUAGUCAGAGUUGAGCGCGUCUAUAGGCCUGAGGCGUGCGAGUUCACGUCGAGGCGGUAAUGUGAGAGUCUCUCGCUGCACGAUCUGACGAGUGGGAUGGCGCUCGUAAUCCGGAUGGUGGAGCGAGUAAUCCGGCCAAUUUGUUAGGCCGUAGUGUGCAUUUUCCCUUCAAUAAAAGGAAGAAGAAAACAUGAAAACGGUGCGGCAAGAUUUAAGCACCACAAAACUUUCUAUGUUCAUUGCUCUUUAGCUUACUGUUCAUCUUCAAGUUUUUGUCAAGUGAGAGAGAGAUAUCGAUCCUGUGUGUUUCUACCAACAGGACGCAUCUCCUGGAAGCUUUUCAUCCUUAUUGAGAAAUGUAGUGGGGCUUGCCUUGCUCGAGGAGAGCGUGGACGGUGGUCGGGACUCGGUCCAAACGCCCCCCCUUUCACCCUGCUCCUAUCACUGCUUGCUACGGCAGUGUCGCUAUGCUCAAUCCCAACAAAAGCAGGCACUACUUUGCUUUUUGACUCAUCCAACGGACCUCUACUUAUUGGACACGCAGCUCCCUAGCUUGUCUCUUCUGCUGACUAGUAGGCGCCCAAUCCAAUGCCGGUCGACAGGAUGAUCGUGUCUGAGAGCACCCACAAUGGUAAAGUAAGGUGCUAUCUAUAAAACAUGUACAUCUCAGCAAUAGACUAGAUUAAUAGUAAACCACUUCAAUGGUAUGUCUACAUGGGUAUCUAUAGCUCUCUAAUCCAUUGCCUCGUU
Oryza sativa Japonica Group (Japanese rice) is the source of this 2199-nucleotide messenger RNA. RefSeq lists its product as uncharacterized. The record is from RefSeq and is a predicted model, not a curated record. NCBI's taxonomy places the organism in Eukaryota, Viridiplantae, Streptophyta, Magnoliopsida, Poales, Poaceae.